CUUUUCCUUUUUCUUUUCUUUUAUUCUUAGAUAUGAGUUCAGAGUCGAUAUCAAGGGAAAUACAUGAUGAGGAAGUCGCUAUUCCUAAUGAACCUUAUCACGAUGAACCUUCUUAUUCGGAUGAUGACGAUAAUAACAAUGAUGAUAGCCAACAUAGACCAAGAACAAGAUUACAAUCAAAUAACUCAUAUGAAUCAAGUGUGAUAAGCACGCAAUCAGCUCCACCCCCUUAUGAGCUCUAUCCUCCUGCCAAAACUGUUUGGGGACGCUUUUUCAAUUACAUACGUCAGAUACCUCGCUUUAAUACCCAUCAAGCAAUUUAUUUGCCGACGUUACCCAUUCAACAAAGUCACUCACUAUUACGCCCUAUCACUACGACAACAACCACUGCUACGGCAACCACAGCGAAUGGAGGGGAUGACACCAUUCCUUUUUAUUGGACCUAUUAUUAUAAUGUUAGAGAUAGAAUUCCAAAAUGGACACUUCCACCACUGAUUGCUCGUUAUCGACCUUUGUUACUUUGUGUCUCAUUUUUUGCCAUCAUUCUUUUCAGCUUCCUCUUGUUCUGCUCGCUCUUUUUCUCUCCAGCUCCAUUACCUCCUCCUGUCGUGCCUGAUAAGGUUGCAGAGACGACUGCAAGAUUCUUAACCCUCAACAUAUUUAUGCGUCCACCCUUAAUUCGAAACAACUGGUCAGAUUACAAAGAUGAUCGACUAGCUUAUAUCGAAAAGUAUAUCCUUCCUCAUUAUGACAUCGUUGCCUUUCAAGAGUCAUUUGCAUUUGCAUCAAGAAGGAAAGACAGACUGAUUAUAGAAGCACGGCGGAUGGGCUUCAAUUAUCAUGUUGAAUCCCCUCGUAAAUACCCCUGGGACUUUGGUAUAGACGGUGGUCUCUUACUUCUUUCCAGGUUUCCCAUUCUAGAGUCUCAUACCAUUGAAUACCCAAGAGGACAGCAUGCCGAUUGGUUCUCCGUCAAGGGCGCAGUGCAUGCCUUGAUUGAAUUGAACCCCAAGAGUCGAGUACAUGUAUACACAACACAUACACAAGCCUCCUACGAUCUAAAUAAUAACAUCAACCCAGACGACACAGCCAUGCGUUUGUCUCAAUUUGCUAUCCUGCGUUCCUUUAUUCAGGAAACGUCAAACGCUGAUCAACAUCCUGUUUUAAUUGCUGGCGAUUUAAAUGUGGAUGCAGCCAUUCAUCCCAAACAAAGGCCAAUUACGGUCAGAUCUAAAGAAAGUUCCCCAGAGUAUGUUCAAAUGGUCAAUAUGCUAAAGUUUCAGGAUCUACGGGACAUUGUGUAUCAACACUAUGGUUAUCAUCCCGUGACUUUUGGUGAUUACAUGGCCAAUGACCUUGGCGAGCUUGUACCAGCCGAAACUGUUUUGACGAAUUGGGAUCAACUGAUGACUGUUCAGAGUAUCGAUCGUAUUUUUUGGGCAGCCAGGAACACGACCCAGAUCAUCACUCCUGUCGAGCCACAAGUCGAAAAGUUUUGGGUCAAGAAUAAUCCCGAGAUGAGUAAAGAAGAAAAGACGAGCACAGGUUUUACACAAAUCUCAGACCAUUAUGGCUUAAGCUGUACACUUCGACUUUUAUAAUUCAAUGCUGCUUUUUUUAUUUCUUUUUUACUGUACAAAUAAAAUAUAUAAAUAUAUCAAACAUUUUACAAGUUUUUGUAUUUCUCGAUAUCCUCUGCAUUUCUAAAGUGCCAUUCCCAAAUAGGCUUAGAUCCAGCUUGGUGGUUCACUUUUUUAAUCAAGAUGCCUUGUCCUUCUAAAUUUUGUAAAACUUUCUUCUUCAAGUGUGAUUUUGAAAUCAAGUCUUUUUCAUACUGAGGCACCAGUUUAAAUAAACUUUGGUUGGACAUGGGUCCAUUCUUGGCAAUAAAGUGCUUUACAAGUUUAGCAGCUGAUGUUGACAUGUUUCCUUCUCCAAAGAAAGAAAAAUAUAAAAAAGC
Rhizopus microsporus ATCC 52813 is the source of this 1960-nucleotide messenger RNA. RefSeq lists its product as uncharacterized. The coding region runs from base 33 to 1601 and encodes 522 amino acids. The record is from RefSeq and is a predicted model, not a curated record. The transcript is spliced from 2 exons. NCBI's taxonomy places the organism in Eukaryota, Fungi, Mucoromycota, Mucoromycetes, Mucorales, Rhizopodaceae. Gene Ontology annotation, molecular function: sphingomyelin phosphodiesterase activity. Gene Ontology annotation, cellular component: cytoplasm; extracellular region.